Messenger RNA from Hyla sarda, 3068 nucleotides. RefSeq names its product acyl-CoA synthetase short chain family member 3 (gene ACSS3). The transcript has 17 exons. The coding region runs from base 298 to 2415 and encodes 705 amino acids. Lineage: Eukaryota; Metazoa; Chordata; Amphibia; Anura; Hylidae. The record is from RefSeq and is a predicted model, not a curated record.
GUUUCUUUCAGUUCAGUGUUUUCUUAUACAUUCCAAUUGUUUGGAGUCGAUUCGUUGAGAUGUUUUCUUCUCUGCCACUGAUUUGUUGCCUCCCAAUACUCAAAGUACAGUCCGUUCCCAGGAACCUUACCACUUAGGAAAACCUGUCCAGGAUUCUAAGCCUCUUCCCAGUCCGUAGGCUCCGGGGCACAGCCUGGCUGCAGGGAGCGGAUAUCCAGUGCUGCUUUUCCAGCUAUCCCUGCCCUCUGACUAAAUUCACACAUCUCCUGCCAGAAAAGUCAGCUGCAACUCAAGAAAAUGUACUUUGGUCUAAAAUAUGUGUCAAAACAUAUUCUUAAGUGGGGUGGACUAAAAAAUAGUGCUUUUAGUGUAUCAUGCUGGCACUCUGCAAACAGAACAGGGCUUCAGGAGCAAAUCUGUUGUCGAAGAUAUUCCUCCCAAGUUUGCACAAGGAUCUUAACACAACCUGUCUGCUUUGUCACACACUGCAAGCACCUCAGCAGCAGAUCCUACUCCUCCGAGCAUCUGGGAAACUAUGACCAGGUGUUCAAGUCUUCUGUGCAAGACCCUGAGAAAGUGUGGAGGAAGGCAGCUGAAGAUAUUGUAUGGUUUAAGCCAUGGACUAAAAUUAUGGACAACUCCAAUCCUCCCUUCACAGAAUGGUUUAUUGGUGGAGAACUUAAUGUCUGUUACAAUGCUCUUGACCGUCAUAUCGAAAAUGGAAGAGGAAAUCAAGUUGCAGUUAUCCAUGACAGUCCUGUUACAGGCACCAAGCAAGCUGUCACUUACCAAGAGAUCUUUGAACAGGUGUCCCGGCUAGCAGGUGUUCUGACAAAACAUGGUGUCAAAACUGGAGACAGAGUUGUCAUAUAUAUGCCAAUGAUACCUCAGGCAAUGUAUACAAUGUUGGCAUGUGCAAGAAUUGGUGCUAUUCAUAGUCUGAUAUUUGGAGGAUUUGCACCCAAAGAGUUAUCCGUGCGCAUUGAUCAUGCAAAGCCAAAACUGAUAGUAACUGCAUCAUUUGGCAUUGAGCCUGGCAGGAGAGUUGAAUACACUCCACUUGUAGAAAAAGCAUUAGAUAUGGUGCAGCACAAGCCUGAAAAGAUAUUGGUCUACAGCCGAUCGAACAUGGAACAAGUGCCUCUCACUCCUGGACGUGAUCUUGAUUGGGCAGAGGAGAUUGCAAAAGCUCAUCCACAUGACUGUAUUCCUGUCCCGUCUAGCCAUCCAUUGUAUGUUCUUUAUACAUCAGGCACAACUGGAUUGCCUAAGGGUGUUGUGAGAGAUACAGCAGGUUAUGCUGUGAUGUUAAACUGGACGAUGUCUGCGGUCUAUGGGGUAAAACCUGGAGAGGUAUGGUGGGCAGCAUCCGAUUUAGGCUGGGUUGUUGGACACUCGUAUAUUUGCUAUGGCCCAUUACUGCAUGGAAACACAUCAGUGUUGUAUGAGGGAAAGCCAGUAGGAACACCAGAUGCAUCUGCAUAUUUCCGUGUACUAUCGGAGCAUGGAGUAGCUGCCAUGUUUACUGCUCCUACUGCAAUUCGUGCUAUUCGUCAGCAAGACCCAGAUGCUGCCUUAGGAAAGCAAUAUUCUUUAUCAAAAUUCCGGACUCUCUUUGUUGCUGGAGAACGAUGUGAUGUAGAAACAUUAGAAUGGUCCAAAAAUGUUUUUAAAGUUCCAGUACUGGAUCACUGGUGGCAAACUGAAACUGGAUCUGCUAUUACAGCAACAUGUACUGGUCUGGGAAAUUCAUUGACACCUCCUCCAGGGCAAGCAGGGAAACCUGUCCCAGGGUAUAAUGUUAAAAUAGUGGACAGCAACGCACAAGAAGUGAAGCCAAACACUCUGGGGAAUAUUGUAGUUAAGUUGCCUUUGCCUCCAGGAGCAUUUUCGACUCUUUGGAAAAAUGAAGAAUUGUUUAAGAGCCUCUAUUUUAAGAAGUUUACCGGAUAUUAUGACACAAUGGAUGCAGGCUACAUGGAUGAUAAUGGAUAUGUGUAUGUGUUGUCAAGGGUUGAUGACGUCAUCAACGUUGCAGGACAUAGGUUAUCUGCAGGAGCCAUUGAAGAGUCCGUAUUACUACAUAAAUCAGUGGCAGACUGUGCUGUGGUUGGCUUGGAAGAUCCUUUAAAAGGUCAUGUUCCUCUGGCUAUGUGUGUACUACGGAACGGUGUGGAAAAAUCAAAAGACAAACUAACCAAUGAAAUAGUGUUACUUGUCCGAGAACAUAUUGGGCCUGUUGCAGCAUUCCGGAAAGUGGUCAUUGUGAAGCAGCUACCGAAAACACGUUCUGGCAAGAUUCCUCGGUCCACUCUCUCUGCACUAGCUAAUGGUAAACCAUACCAGAUUGGGCCAACCAUCGAGGAUCCUACUGUGUUCAAAGAUAUUGAAGAAGCUGUAAAAGCAGCAUUGUGAAUCAGUGAGACACCUUUUUUUCUAAAAUAGUCCAAACCACUGUACAAAGAAGCAGCUAUAACAGCUCAAAGAAACUAGGACAUUUUAGGUUGUUAACCCCUUAAUGCUUACCGCCACACAUUUAUGGCAUCCUGCAAAACUGACACAGGCUUCCUGAGUUGGCUGCCACAUAUUGAAGGACUCCUGCCGCAACUGACCCCGGGGGAUUAAAUAGAAUUAACAAACUUGUGAUUUCUAUCCAUUAUCACCAGUCAAACUAAAUUUUAUCUGUUUAGUUAUUAUUAGUAGUAAGAACUGUUGAUAGAACACAAUUCCUUCUGAAACUGUACUAUUGUAUACAUAUGUAUGCAUUCAUAUUUAUGCACACACAUAAGUGACUAUGUAGUGCAUUGAAAAAAAAUAUACAUCUAUGUUGCCAAUAGAAUUAGCUGUUUACUGUAUAGUUGUUAUGGGAAAUCCUACCUGCCAAUGCCACAUGAAUAACAUGUUAAAUGUGAAACAUAGUUUAUAACGUUGGAGGGUUUACAGUUCUUUUUCAGCCUACACGAAUAUAAUUUAAAGGCUCAUUUGUGUGAUUUUAAUCUUGAUGGGCUUUCCAUUGUGAAGGGCUGUUGUAGGUGUUUGACUCUUUUUUUUUUUUUAUUAUUAUUAUU